AAAUUACACAUUGGGCAGCGGCCCCUACAGGCGCUCAUUCACCGCACCCAUUACGCACGACUCGGUGACAUCAAUGUGGACGAGGGAUCCUGAAAACGACUUGCGCUGUGACGACAGUGGCCCGUGAGUAUAAAAGCGGAGACGAACAGUUAUCUUCUCAUAAGUCUCGACUUGGCCUUUACGGGUCACCGGCUGCAAACAGAGGCUGAGCGCAACCGCCAUCACUGCACAGUGGCUCGGAACCAACAGAAUCUGGACACCAGCCAGACGACCUAACUACCAUGAAAGCGGCAUGUCUCCUCACCUUGGCGUCUCUCGUGCUGUGCAACCUGGCGCUGUGUGGAGGACAAGGCGUCCCUGCGGAGGAUGAGCUGGACCACAGGACGAUAGACGACAUCAUCCUCCAGAGAGCAGAGUCUCUCCUCCUGAGGUCCAUUCUGAAAAAGAUGCAGGAUGAAGACGAGAGAAAUGAGGGAAUUUCUCCUCAGUCAGAACGGGUGACUAAACGGCAACAUCCUGGAAAAAGAUACAGCGACGAUUUGGAAAAGCGGCAGCAUCCGGGGAGGAGAGAAGACGACGACGACGAGCCGUUCUUAGACCUUCAAAGGAGGCAGCACCCCGGGAAACGCGAAGAGGAAAUGCACUCCUUCACGGAGAUCCAGAAGAGGCAGCACCCGGGGAGGCGCGCCGCGCCGGGGCUCGUCCCGGAGCCCCCCGCGGUGCUCCUGGGGGAACUUUCCAAGCGCCAGCAUCCAGGUAAGCGGCUCUACGGGGCCGAGGAGCGCGGCGACGACUGGGACGCGGAGGCGGACGAAGACCUGCCGGAGGUCAAGCGCCAGCAUCCAGGAAAGCGCCUUUGGGAUAACUCCAGUCCGGACUUGGACGCAGACAGUCCGUGCGACGUUUUGGAGCCUACGAGCUGCAGCAAAAGCAGCCUGCUGCUCGACUUUUUAGACAACAUCAACAAGAGCCCCGCCGAGGAGAAGAGGCAGCACCCGGGGAGAAGGUCGGCUCCCGAGGAGGCUUCGGUGGAGGAGGAGUAGGUAAACGGCGCGCGUGCGCUGCGUGUUGUAAACAAAUCCUGUACAAUAGGAGAAAAUGAAUUAUUAAAAAAUGAAAAAAUAUUUUCGUGCCGCCGCUUUCUUUGACACUUGCUGCAUCAUCGUGUGUUCGUUUCUAUGGAGAGUUUGUGCGCAACUGAGCGCAAACUGAGCAAAACGUUGGGACGAGGGAGCGUGUCUGCUGUUCCAUUAUUAUUAUUAUUAUUAUGUUUACUAUUACUGUUGUUGUUGUGUUGAUUGGGCUAAAUCACGUCCAAGGAUGGAAGCAAUACUGGCUUUUUGUGAUGCUGCCUCUGUGAGGCAACACACGCACGUCGGUACAGCACAUGCUUAAUGUAUGAAAGCCUACAAGCAGGUUGACGUCCGGGAAAUCCACUCAUUCUCUGGUUUAUGUGCUAUUCUUUUCUACAAACAUCAAAUAUAAUAAUCAUCACAGCAAAUAAAAUGUGUCACUGAUUAUUUUUGUAGACAUUCCUGCAUGGACUAAGUGUAUUUUACCCGAUGCUGUAAAUUAAAAGUUGCCUUUUUUAAGUCAACUACUGCUGUUUUUGUCUGACAAUAAAGCGCACUGGUAAAAAUGC
Molecule: messenger RNA, 1642 nt
Organism: Betta splendens (Siamese fighting fish)
Lineage: Eukaryota; Metazoa; Chordata; Actinopteri; Anabantiformes; Osphronemidae
Gene: trh
Product: thyrotropin-releasing hormone
Exons: 3
Coding region: 282-1043 (253 amino acids)
Biological process (GO): hormone-mediated signaling pathway
Cellular component (GO): extracellular region
Molecular function (GO): thyrotropin-releasing hormone activity
Source: RefSeq, a predicted model, not a curated record